Molecule: messenger RNA, 2379 nt
Organism: Zingiber officinale
Lineage: Eukaryota; Viridiplantae; Streptophyta; Magnoliopsida; Zingiberales; Zingiberaceae
Exons: 7
Coding region: 54-2234 (726 amino acids)
Source: RefSeq, a predicted model, not a curated record
UUUCUAAUUAGUUGCCGCCGCGAGAGCCACAGUUCGCAUUUUGACGGAACGCGAUGGCAACAACAAACCAAAGCUUCGCGGAGGAAGAAGGCAUGGCCGUGGACGACGGCCUUGGCUACCCGAAAGCAUACGCCAAGCUCUGUAGAACCCUAAGCGUGCUCAAUCCCUACGCGAACGGACCCCCUUUCGCCUUCCUUCCCUAUACAUUGAAACCCCAGGAGGCGUUGAGAGAAAAAGACUUGAAUCAGAUGUUUCCAGUCAUUGAUCCAGAGGCGCUUCCCUUUGUUAACCCUAGAGGCUUUGUCAAUCUACUUUGGAAGCAACUGGAUCAUCUCGGGAAUGCUGGAUUUGAUCCAUCAUUGUUUCGAGUUGAUCCAUAUGGUAAUGUUCUCUACCUGCAUGCAGAUUCGGCGUCUCCCCUAGCGUGGGAUAUCGAUCAUUGGUUCCCCUGUUCAAGAGGAGGAAGAACCGUUCCUAGCAACCUAAGGUUGCUUCAAUGGCAAGUUUGCAAAAGGAAGCACAACAAGCUGGAAUUCCUUAUUCCGUGGUGGGAUCUGCAGCUAGGCAUCUCUGUGAACCAGUUCCUGUCAAUUUUUGCUUCGAAGAACUCGGAUUUCAGGAGUAGAGCAUUAUCAUUUUUAUUCUAUGACGGAGGAAGUGAAGAGCUCAACACACAGCAGGCUGUGGAUGCUCACAGGUUUCCGCAACACUUUGUCAAUAUGGAGCGGGAAGUUGGACUGGGUCCUGCUGCCAUUGUUUCAUCUGUAAGAGGAACAGAUGCAUCAGUUCUGAGGCCCCUUGAUGCAAAUAGAUCUAUAAGACAGCAUUAUCCUCUUGUUGCUGCAAAAAAGAUCACUAAAGAAGAUCGUCCUCAUGGUGAAGCAACACAAAACUGUGAGAACUAUGAUAGAAACCCUUAUCUCUCCAUAGCAACAGCCAGAAAUUCACUGAGGCAGAGAGAAGACAUCAAGAAAAAGAAAGCUGAAAUACACAACUUGGAGGACGAGCUGAGUGAGCUUAAACAGAAGAAUGAAGAAGAUAGGAUUGCUCUUCAGGAACUGGAAGCUCUUCUCAUUAAACGAAGGCAAAGAGUUGAGAAAUGUAGGAGGUUGUCUGAGGCACAGUCUUCUUACAAGGUUUUGCUUGAGAAGAUGAUCCGGGAUGCCAUGCACCAGAGUGUUGUCUACAAGGAGCAGGUUAGGUUGAACAAGUCUGCAGCUAGUGCUCUUAUGGCAAGAUUGGAGGCACAGAGAGCAAUAUGUGAUUCUUCAGAGAAGGAGCUUCGUCGGAGAUUCAAACAAAGAGAUGAGAUUGAAAAGCAGAUAAGGCCUGCAUGGGAGCUAAGAAAAAGGUCACGCAUCGAUGAUGCCCUUCUUGAGGAAGGGCGUGAUGGCACAAGAGGGAGUGAUGCUGCUACUCACAAGGAACUGAGGAUAUUUCUGGAGGAAGAGCAAAAGGCUUCUGAAGUCGAUCAGUUUCCGAGAGGAGGUGAAGAAGAGACGGAGGAAUCUACUGCAACUGGCAGCAGUUCACAAGAUGAUGGAUUGUGCCGUGUUGAAUCACCACAAAUCAAACAUCUCAAGAAUUCAGCGCGUAGAAGAGAAAAAAUGAGCAGCAGAAACAAUGAACAAGAACAGGAUCCUCCUCUUCAGGUCAAUGACAAGCUUAAGCAAUUGGCAAUAAGUGAUCAAUUUUUCUGCAGUCGUGAAUCAAAGAAGCAAAGGGAAAGGGGAAAUCAUAAUAGAUGUUUUACAGAGCCUUCUGAGCUGAAACUGAAAACCCAAUGCAAAGAAGAGGAUGAAGAGUUCUACUGUCAAAUUGGCCAAAGAAAUGUAGAUAAGUGGCUUGAAGUCCUAUUAGAUGGUUCAGAGGGUUCACCCCAGAAGAAACCUGAGAAUCCUGACAAUAUCGCGGAGGACUCGAUGCAUCCUAGGAAAAUCAAAUUACUUAGGCCGAAACCAUUAGAAGUAAAAACCGAGGCUGUCAAAGCUCCAACCAUUAGUAGGAAGAGCUUUGAAGUGAAAGAUCCGAGGUCUGAGAGCUCUAGGGGCUUCAGAUCGUUGCCAUCAUCACCUUCGAUGAUACUAGGAAUGACAAGGAGGGUCGACUGCAUCCGGAGGAAGCCUCAGGUGCUUGAUGAUGAUGAUCAUGGAAACAAGAAUAUUGUGUCCACAAGUAACAACAAUUUCAUCAAGUCCUGCGCCAAAGUAAUCAAAAAAGCUGUGAACAUGUAAACUUGUUGCCUUCAUAGAUCUGUUAAUUAAGAUUUCAUUUGUAUCCGAAAAUGUGUUGUUAUUUUUAAACUAUUGAUUCUAAGCUUUUACUUUACUGUAUGUAUAACUGCUUGUUGUAUCAAAUGUGUUGGUUUCGACUGAGUAA